UAGUGGACAGUAAAAACAAUAUCCAGGAAACAAGCCCAUUUGUUUAUUGUAAACCAUUCUUAGCUAUGUUUUCACAAGCUAAGUUAGCUUACCUAGCCCUCAAGCUAAUGUCAGCUUCUGCAUUACACCUGCGUAGUUUGAUAGUUUUGAAAGUCUACCAGGAAGCUGUCUUCCAUUGGACUUCGGAGUCUGUCUUUGUGUUUGGGGAAUUUAUUCUUUAUGUGCCACUGGGAGCAGGAGCAGCAUGGCAGAUGACAAGGACGUGUUGAGAGACGUGUGGUUCGGCCGGAUCCCCACCUGCUUCAUUCUCAACCAGGAUGAGGUUACUGAGAGAGAGGCCGAGCCCUACUAUCUGUUGUUACCCAGGGUGAGCUACUUGACUCUGGUUACAGACAAGGUGAAAAAACACUUCCACAAAGUGGUGAGGACCGAUGACGUGGAGGAGAUGUGGUUGGAGUACGAGGGGACGCCACUGAAAUGGCACUAUCCAAUUGGAGUUCUGUUUGACCUCCAUGCGUCCAACACCGUCUUACCCUGGAGCAUCACUGUGCACUUUAAGAAUUUUCCAGAUCGUGACCUGCUCCACUGUCCGUCCAACUCUGUGAUCGAGGCUCACUUCAUGUCCAGCAUCAAGGAGGCCGACGCUCUGAAGCACAAGAGCCAAGUCGUCAACGACAUGCAGAAGAAAGACCACAAACAGCUGUGGAUGGGCCUGCAGAACGAUAAGUUUGACCAGUUCUGGGCCAUGAACAGGAAGCUGAUGGAAUAUCCCACCGAGGAGGGAGGCUUCAGAUACAUCCCCUUCAGGAUAUACCAGACCAUGAGCGACAGGCCGUUCAUCCAGAAGCUGUUUCGCCCCGUUUCACCUGAAGGCAACAUGCACACACUUGGAGACCUGCUGAAAGAGAUGUGCCCAGCUGCUUUGCCACAUGACGGUGAGCAGAAGCGUUACCAGGUGGUGAUCCAUGGCAUCGAGCCGCUGCUGGAGACGCCCCUGCAGUGGCUGAGCGAACACCUCAGCCACCCCGACAACUUCCUGCACAUCUGCGUCACACCCGUCCCCUCUGACUGAGGCCACGCCUGCCCCCACUUCACUGGCACCUUGCCGACCGACCGGCCGACCGACCCCGCCAGCCGGCUGGGUAACUUCCGGAAAAGUAGCGCUAAAAACCACGGGAACUCUGAACUAACAGACUCUUUCACGAGAAGGACAUCAGGAUCUUAUAGAUACAGAUGAACAAAGGAUGUGAAGGAGGGAUUUAACAAACCUCCUUUACUAUCUAUUUAUAUUUCUACUCCUCCUAUCACUACUACUACUACUACUCCCCUUUUCCCCCUCUGUUUAUAGGACGCAAGGAUGAACAGAUCUUCUCUUCCUCCUCUGCUCCCAAAAGAGAAAAGACAUUUUUUUAGGUGAAGAGGUGGUUGAGUGAGCAGAGGAUCACUCCUUUCUACUCAAUCUAGCAUCUUCUCCUCCUCUCCUCCUCUCCUCCUCUCCAAACAUAAAAACAAACAUCUCCACAGGAGGAGAGGAGGUGAAUCCAUUCCCUCGGUUCUUUUUUGUUGUUUUUUUUUCAUCCGGCCAUAUAUCUUCCUCCUUGUCUAGUCCAAGAGAAAGACUGUCCUGUGGACAGGGAGACACGUUUGUUUGGGAUUAUGGGAGAGGCGUAUCCAGUCCUGCUGAAGUUGCCUUAGUUACCACGUUCAUGUAUUUUUCAUCGCCAAUCCUCGUUGACCGUGCGAGAAAAAACAAACAUCCGGACACGCACAAAGUUUACAUCACUAACUUUAAUGUCAUCUCCAAAUGCUCUCCAGGAACUUCUGGUGCUUCGGUUUUAACUUUCCGCGGAGGAUUUUCUGUUGCUUGCAUUAACACUUGGCCUCAUUUGACAAAGUGAGCUGGAAGAAGAAGAGGACAAGGUGUUUUGGAGGCCUGGGGCACUGAUCGACCCAUUUGAUUUCUCUGCGCUGAUCCCAGCACACUUUGGGCUCUGGUUUGGACUGAGCAUCUGGUGCCACUGUUGAAAUAAGCAUCUAAGGUAUUUGAAAAAAGCAACUUAACAAGCAGACACACUUGACAUCACCUGGCACGGUUUCUGAAUUAGUAUUACAUUGCAGCUUUAACUCAAAAACAGUUUAACUCCAUUUUUGUUCAUUUUCAUUUUCUUCCAUCUUCACCUUAAAGAGAAAUUCCAGUUUCAUUCGGCGUAUUUUCAGAGUUGAAAUAAACCGGAGUUGCCCUUUGAUGUUUACAUUGGCUCCUCUAUGGGUGAUGGGAUUCUGAGGCCAUGUUCACACUUGGCGUCUUUUUUGACAAGAAAAAGUUGAAUAGGGCGCUUUUAUAGUAAAAAAAAAAAAAAAAAAAAAGCAGGCAGCGUUAUUAUUCCAAAAAGCAGCCAACGGCGUCUUUUGCUGCUUUAACCACAGCUACUGCUACAGUAUCUGAGAGCGCUAUGUGGAGCAAUGCUAACGUUGGAUAAAACAAAGCGGUGGAGCGAGCUAGAGAGAGAAUAGAGAGAGAGCUGUGCUACUAACGUUAGAUAAAACAAAGCGAGUUCCCUAUACACGGAGCACCCGGUCAUAUCAUAACUCGCUGUGCUCUGACUCCAUUUUUCUCGUUGUUAUGAACCUGUCGUUGUUAUGAACGACAGAUCUCUCUACUCCGCUCCUCAUUGGUCGGCUUUCAAAAAACGCGCUUGACGUAAGACGUUUUUUCUUUAUUUUUUUUUUUCUUUAGAAAAGUUGAACUUUUUUUCAACUUCAAAAACACGCUACGAGCUGCAGAAAAAAGGUCGGCGGUGGCGUUUAAAAAAGCGCUCAACUUUUUUGACAACACGGUUUACGCCAUAGGAUUAUAAUGUAAAACGGCGCUGGCAGCUUAAUAUAAGACGCGCCAAGUGUGAACUCAGCCAAAGGCUGUCAAAAAACUAAUGAAUGAACAACAAAAAAACAUAAAUCACAAUGUUUUUUGUUUUUAACUUGUUUUGUUGUUUUGCGAUUGUUGCAGAAGACAGAUGGAGAUACCGCAUUUUCACGGGGGUAUCUUUUGAAAGUGAAUCAGCUAUUUUUAUGAGGUUAGAAAAAAGGGAAGAAAAAAAAAAAGAACUCCACACAUGUUUUUAAUAGCAGGUGUUGAUUUCUCUCCAUCAGUACAAGCCAGUUUAGCAGUUUUACUGUCUGUUUAGUCAGGUUUGGCUCAAGCCUCUUUGUCUGCUGCCAAAUUUAAAUGAGCAUCUGGUUUUUGUUUCAUUUUAAGAACUCUGCUUAGAAAAUGAGACAGCCGGCACGAUUAGCAUUAAGUCUGCCGGCUGUCGGGGGGGCCACAGUUGUUUGACAUGUCCUACACGUGCUUUCAUCGGCAAAUUUUAGUUUGUGGACAAAAAUCGAAACUGGCAAAAGCGUACAUGAAUUUUGACAGAAAACUGACUUUAGUUGAGGACUGUGCAAAUUGGAUUACUUUGCCUAUAAUAUGGAGGCCCUAAUUAAUCAAUCACAAUGUUUUUUAACAAAGUUUGUAUCAUGUAUGAACAUCUUGUUCUUUCUUUUCAUUUUUUACAUUUGUCAAUACUGAAAUAAAAAUGACGCUUAAAGCAUUCACCUGGCACUGCUCUCCAGAAUGACUUCAAAUAAAAGUGAGUUGAUUCAAAUA
Perca fluviatilis (European perch) is the source of this 3649-nucleotide messenger RNA. It is a transcript of the gene atg5, whose product is annotated as ATG5 autophagy related 5 homolog (S. cerevisiae). Gene Ontology annotation, biological process: C-terminal protein lipidation; nucleophagy; autophagy of mitochondrion. Lineage: Eukaryota; Metazoa; Chordata; Actinopteri; Perciformes; Percidae. The transcript has 8 exons. The coding region runs from base 245 to 1072 and encodes 275 amino acids. The record is from RefSeq and is a predicted model, not a curated record. Gene Ontology annotation, cellular component: Atg12-Atg5-Atg16 complex; phagophore assembly site membrane; cytoplasm.